CUCAAUGGAGCAAUUGCCAAUCCUAAACGCAGUCAUCUUUAACAUGUUGUUAUUCAACGAAAAAAACCUCUAUUAAUGUGAGCAGUUGAUUUUAAACAUUAUUUUGGCAGAUUGAUACGUGUUUGACGUAACGAAGCCGCGUUCAUGGUGGUCACGUGAUUUUUGGCUCGUGCCAUCCUAUCCAGCCGUUGGUGUCGAAUAGAGUAGUGUUCUUCGAGUGUAACAUCACUAGCUAGCAGAUAGAAAUACAAUGGAUUUCAACGUGAAGAAAUUAGCCUCCGGUGCUGGGCUGUUUUUCACGCGAGCUGUCCAGUUCACAGAGGAGAAGUUGGGUCAAGCGGAGAAGACUGAGUUGGACGCUCACUUUGAGAACCUGAUGAGCCGUGCAGACUGCACCAAAAACUGGACUGAGAAAAUAUACAGACAGACUGAGAUCCUGCUGCAGCCCAACCCAAUUGAUCACACUGGUGCCAGAAUUGAGGAGUUUCUGUAUGAAAAGUUGGACAGGAAGGCACCAUCCAGAAUCACCAACGGAGAGCUGCUGGGUCAAUAUAUGCAGGACGCAGCAAAAGAGUUCGGUCCAGGAACUCCAUAUGGGAGUACAUUGAUAGAGGUGGGGGAAUGUGAGAGGAGAUUAGGAGCUGCAGAGAGGGAGUUCCUUCAGACAUCAGCUAUCAGCUUUCUUACCCCACUCAGGAAUUUUCUGGAAGGAGACUGGAGGACCAUUUCAAAAGAACGGCGCCUCUUGGAGAAUCUUCGUCUGGACCUGGAUGCCUGUAAAACACGUCUGAAGAAGGCCAAGGUGGCUGAGGCUAAGGCUGCGAUGGCUCCAGAUUUUCACGAGACCAGACCACGCAACUAUGUGCUUUCUGCCAGCGCCUCUGCGCUUUGGAGUGAGGAAGUGGAAAAAGCUGAACAUGAGCUCCGAGUGGCCCAGACAGAGUUUGAUCGACAAGCAGAGGUUACACGGCUGCUUUUGGAAGGCAUCAGUAGUACACAUGUGAACCACCUGCGUUGCCUGCAUGAGUUUGUGGAGGCCCAAGCAGCUUACUAUAAACGGUGUCAUCACCACAUGCAAGAGCUACAGAAAGAGCUGGGAAGGCUUCCCAAUGCUUUUGCACUGAAUUCCACUCACUCCGUGGCAACUGCUGGCUCUGCAUCAGAGGGCGUUAGCAGCCCUGUGGAAACAGACACACUGAAGAUUGAGGAAGUUCAGGCACCAGCUACAGGAACCCGCAAGGCAAAAGUCCUUUAUGAUUAUGAUGCUGCUGACUCCAGUGAGCUCUCUCUUUUAGCUGAUGAGCUCAUUACAGUUUACACAGUGCCGGGAAUGGACUCUGACUGGCUGGUUGGAGAGAGAGGAAACCAGAAAGGAAAAGUGCCUGUCACAUACCUGGAGCUUCUCAGCUAAAGAACAUACACACAUGCAUGAGUGUGAGUGGGUACUACUAAAGCCAUGAGGAUAUGUCUUUGACUGAAAUUGUUUUCACACUCCUACACUAACUUGUAACCUUCAGUGGCACUCCCCCACAGUAAGCAUUAGCAAACUCACCCAUGUGCUUCUCAGAACACAAUGAAGUAUAUUCAGAUGACACUGACAGCAGUGAUAUGGAGACAUGUUACAGUGAGGGGGAUGGUCAAUGUUCUUUUUAGAUUUCUUUACAUGAUUAUAUAUUUUUUUCCUAUUUAUGGUUGUGCAUCCCAAAGGUUCCAGUGUAUGAAGUUUAGCUGCGUUUAAGAGGGAUUUAUAACCAAAUGAUGUUGUUUAUUUAAUUACAAUUAUAAGCGUCUCUCUUGUCUCCUAAAUCUGCCUUUGUUCAUAAAUGUUUUGCCGAACUCUGAUGAACACAGAUUCAGGAGUUGUGUGUGCCUCUAAAAUGUGAAUUCACUAUGAUGUCCGGAAAUGUCUUAUAUUAUUUCUGUUGAAUUGUGUCUCAAGGUUACAAGUAUAUGUUGCACUGAUCUGUCUCUGAGUGGGGAAAUAAUUGAUGAGUUUGUCUUCAGAAGGCAGCAGUACAGAUAAAACAGCCAUGCAAUAACAAGGCCUCUUGCAUUCUACUAGUUAAAAGUCUUGUCUUUGAGUUAAGUCACUAAGUACAAUUAAUUUCUGUAUCACAGAUAACCCACAUUGAUGAAAAAAAAGUUUAAACAAAUGUGGGCAAAGACAUCGCAAAUGAUUGUGACCACACUAUGACAGACAGGUCACUAUGUUGUGUUGACAUAUGACAUGACACAAGAUUUCCUGUAAUUACCAGCCAUGGACGAGGAAAGCCAUUCAUGCCACAUUACAGUUUCUUUUAGAUCCAUAAAUAUAAAUGAAAGAUGUUCUGCGUCUUCCAAUAUGACAUGAAGAGAAUUGCAUUUCAUGUAUAGCAUCUCUGUGUUGUAUUCAUAGUGAAAGUAUUAGAUACACUGAAAAUGAAAAUGUUUUUACAUUUUCAUUUUCCAUCUGAUAUGUUGAGUCAGUUGGAAUAAAUUGAAAACUAUAUUCAGUUAUGAAAUAUAUAGCGACAGGAAACAUACAAACAAGUUUAUACCUUAUCAUGAUGUGUAAUGUAAUGUAUCAUACCUUUGUACCUUAACAUAAUGUAAUGCAUUCGCAAGACACAUCUGGUUAUUGAAUUGUACAUGUUGGCUCAACAUGAACGUUUCCUAUAAUGCAACCUUACAAUUGAACUUCACAAUAGCAUUUGAUGGAAGAUUUACUCGUAAUUAAAAUACUUAAAGCAACAUUAUGUAGUCAUUCGUAUCCCAUGCAAUUUGGUGCCCCCCAUGGUUUGAUGGGUGCAACACAACUGUUGUAAAUACAAAUCCUAAGUUUUGGUAACAAGUUUUGAGAAGCAUUUUUGCCAUGCAACAGUCAGAGUUUGCACAAGCGCUGCACACAACUCUGAACAGUAACAGCAUGUACUGUCAUCUGAAACAGAGACAACAACGUUAGGCUGUAAAAUCUGGUAAAACCUCUGUCGAAAUGGGCUGACUCAUUCAAAAACUAGCAAGUUAACAAUUUAGCAAACACAACUAAACAUCAAGCAAAUGCAACGAGACAUGUAACCUAGCCACUACCUAAUAUUAUUUAGACUUCAACAGCAACAAGUCCAGUUCACCGUGUGUCUGCUGCCUUUUAUUUAGAGACGUUGUCUUCAACAUCCAAAAGACAGUCUGAACCCUUGUCUGAGACCGUCCCUUCUUAGUUUCCUCUGGUCUCUUGAUUUCUGUCACGAUGUCCAUAGAGGCUACUGAGCUCUGUUCCAUCACCUGCUCACCCAGCUCCAGUCUUAGUGUCCCUUCCAGCACCAUCCUUGUAAACCCUCUCCUCCCGCCAGUUCAAAGCUGCCAUGGUAACGUAAACACAUACGCUUUCCAGCCGUGCUCUGAAAAUCUGAAGAAAUUCUGCUGUCCAUAUUUGAAAAGUGAGUCUGUUCCAAAGUUUCAGCGCUUCUAUGGAGAAAGGCCUAGCUGUACUGUAUGGGGGUGGAUGUUCUGUAAUGUAGCUCAGGGCUUGACAUGCAGCAAAGGGCCACAGUCGGACUUGAACCCUGGGCCUCUGUACAUGAUUUUGAAGCUGUUGUUCUAAGAAAAAAGCAGUUACAUAUUGUUGCUUUAAAGUCACUGUUUUAACCUUUUUUUCGUGUGCGUAUGACAAACACCUUCCACCGAAGAACAAUAACUGUCAAACAGCAAAUAACGUUUUUAUGGCUCUUCUGUCAUCCUUACUCUGGGAAGAAGAUUUGCCUUAACUGCUAAUCAAAAUGAAUGUAACUCCUGUUAUUUUAAGGACACUUGGAGGGAAUAUAACUCGCAACAGUUCCGCUUGAUUGAUACAUAUUUUUUCGGGCCUCCAGUGACUUUGAAGAUGUCCAUCUGAACAACAUGAGCACCUACACAGCAAGUAAACGUGACGACAGGAAUGAACUGCUAAGGCCAUCUUUUGCAGAGAAUGUGCUUUUCACAACAAAAUGUCCAGAGUUUUAAUAUACACCACAUAUGGCAUGCAAGACUGUAACUCCUUCUAAUCACGUGUGUUUGUGUGACUUUGGUUUACCCUUGAGUGUUUUCAUGACAUUCCGGUUUGUUGCUGUUAUGUCUGUUGCCACUUUAAAGUGUCUUCAGUCUUUGUGUUGCAUGUGCUACAGCUAGUAGCCUGUCCUGCUGGACAUGUGUGUAUGUAUACAAGUAUGAUGUAGCUACGUCCGUUUGUGUGAGAUCUGCUGCACCAAAACCUUUGCACAAGAACUAAUGUGCUCUCCUACAUCCAGUAUGUACAUGCAUGUAGUCUGUCUGUUUUUUGUGAAAUGUGCACAAAGUUUGGAAAUACCAAAAUCUCCCAGCAGAAGAGAACUGAAUCAACAUGAGACUCAAGCUAAUUGUUCUAUCACUUGCAGUCAGUGAGAGAGGCAGGUGAGAAUGAGGUCUGAUGAUUGUUGUUGGCAGGUGCAUGUAGUCCACAUCAUGUCUACAGCGCUCUUGUGCUCAUGUCACAAAUGUUCUGGGAUUCCUUGAUUUUUUUUUUUUUUUCAAUAUUGUUUUUAUUACUGCUGUUGUGAUUCUGUUGUACCUCAUCUUGUAUUAUUAUUUUAUUAAGAUUAGCUUGCCUGUUCCUUAACCAAGCUGAGUGAGUGAAAUGUUUGGGAUUUAAUAAAAGUCAGAUUUAUUUGA
This is a messenger RNA of Acanthopagrus latus (yellowfin seabream), 4659 nucleotides long. Its product is annotated as endophilin-B2-like. Gene Ontology annotation, molecular function: protein binding. The record is from RefSeq and is a predicted model, not a curated record. Bases 251 to 1411 code for a protein of 386 amino acids. The transcript is spliced from 12 exons. Lineage: Eukaryota; Metazoa; Chordata; Actinopteri; Spariformes; Sparidae. Gene Ontology annotation, biological process: membrane organization. Gene Ontology annotation, cellular component: membrane; cytoplasm.